Messenger RNA from Echinops telfairi (small Madagascar hedgehog), 2309 nucleotides. It is a transcript of the gene HNRNPA3, whose product is annotated as heterogeneous nuclear ribonucleoprotein A3. The record is from RefSeq and is a predicted model, not a curated record. Gene Ontology annotation, molecular function: RNA binding. Bases 9 to 1151 code for a protein of 380 amino acids. Lineage: Eukaryota; Metazoa; Chordata; Mammalia; Afrosoricida; Tenrecidae. The transcript is spliced from 11 exons.
GUCUCAAAAUGGAGGUAAAACCGCCGCCCGGUCGCCCCCAGCCCGACUCCGGCCGCCGCCGCCGCCGCCGGGGGGAGGAGGGUCAUGACCCAAAGGAACCUGAGCAGUUGCGAAAACUGUUUAUUGGUGGUCUGAGCUUUGAAACUACAGAUGAUAGUUUAAGAGAACAUUUUGAGAAAUGGGGCACACUCACAGAUUGUGUGGUGAUGAGAGACCCCCAAACAAAACGUUCCAGGGGCUUUGGUUUUGUGACUUACUCCUGUGUUGAAGAGGUGGAUGCAGCAAUGUGUGCACGGCCUCACAAGGUUGAUGGGCGUGUAGUGGAACCAAAGAGAGCUGUUUCAAGAGAGGAUUCUAUUAAGCCUGGUGCCCAUUUAACAGUGAAGAAAAUUUUUGUUGGUGGUAUAAAAGAAGACACAGAAGAGUAUAAUUUGAGAGACUACUUUGAAAAGUAUGGCAAGAUUGAAACCAUAGAAGUCAUGGAGGACAGGCAGAGUGGGAAAAAGAGAGGAUUUGCCUUUGUAACUUUUGAUGAUCAUGAUACAGUUGAUAAAAUUGUUGUUCAGAAAUACCACACUAUUAAUGGGCAUAAUUGUGAAGUGAAAAAGGCUCUUUCAAAACAAGAGAUGCAGUCUGCUGGAUCACAGAGAGGUCGUGGCGGUGGAUCUGGCAACUUUAUGGGUCGUGGAGGAAACUUUGGAGGUGGUGGAGGGAACUUUGGCCGUGGUGGGAACUUUGGUGGAAGAGGAGGCUAUGGUGGUGGAGGUGGUGGCAGCAGAGGUAGUUAUGGAGGAGGUGAUGGUGGUUAUAAUGGUUUUGGAGGUGAUGGUGGCAACUAUGGCGGAGGUCCCGGUUAUAGUAGUAGAGGGGGCUAUGGUGGUGGAGGACCAGGAUAUGGAAACCAAGGUGGUGGUGGUGGAUAUGGUGGAGGUGGAGGAUAUGAUGGUUACAAUGAAGGAGGAAAUUUUGGCGGUGGUAACUAUGGUGGUGGAAACUAUAAUGAUUUUGGAAAUUACAGUGGGCAACAGCAAUCAAAUUAUGGACCCAUGAAAGGAGGGGGUAGUUUUGGUGGAAGAAGCUCUGGCAGUCCUUAUGGUGGUGGUUAUGGAUCUGGUGGUGGAAGUGGUGGAUAUGGUAGCAGAAGGUUCUAAAAUUUCAGAAGAAAAGGGCUACAGUUCUUAGCAGGAGAGAGAGCGAGGAGUGUCAGGAAAGCUGCAGGUUACUUUGAGACAGUCGUCCCAAAUGCUAGAGGAGCUGUAAAAUCUGCCACAGAAGGAGCGAUGAUCCAUAGUCAGAAAAGUUACUGCAGCUUAAACAGGAAACCCUUCUUGUUCAGGACUGUCAUAGCCACAGUUUGCAAAAGUGCAGCUAUUGAUUAAUGCAAUGUAGUGUCAAUUAGAUGUACAUUCCUGAGGUCUUUUAUCUGUUGUAGCUUUGUCUUUUUCUUUUUCUUUUCAUUACAUCAGGUAUAUUGCCCUGUAAAUUGUGGUAGUGGUACCAGGAAUAAAAAAUUAAGGAAUUUUUAACUUUUCAAUAUUUGUGUAGUUCAGUUUUUCUACAUUUUAGUACAGAAACUUUAACAAAAUGCAGUUUUGAAGGUGUUUCCUUGUGAGUUAACAAGUAAAGAAGAUCAUUGUUAAUCACUAUUUUGUAUGAAUUUUGCUAAAGUUAACUGUAAAGAAACACCUGCUGACUUGCAGUUUAAGGGGAAUCUAUUCUCCCAUUUCCAAACCAUGAUACGAAUGGGCGCUGACACGUGAAGAGAAUAGAUAUUUGUAUGUUUGCAAUGUGUGUUUUAGAUAACAACUAGGAUUGGGUAUUUCAAUUAGUAUAUUUGUGAAUUUAAUAGCAUUAAGAUUUACCUUCAAUGAAAAAAAAAUCUCAAAAUUCCUAUAUGGUUUUUGUGAAUUUUCUUUAAAAAUGUAUUUCAGAUAUCACUUAGUGUUAGCCUUGCUAAGAGUCCUAGCUGUGUUCAGAAAAUACACAUUUACUUUGGUCACAUUGGAACUGCUGCCAUAAUUUUAUUUGAGUGUAACUGUCUGCUGCCCCUUGCUUAAAUUCUGGAAUGGGGUAGUGGUUUUUUUUACCCGUCGUUCUUACUUUAAAAACCAUUCUUAAAUAAACUUUAAAGUAACAGACCACUAAGACUGCUGUAUCCAAGCACAUUAGUGGUUAUCUUUUAAAAACAUUCUUUUUGAAGCACAAGAGGCAUAACAAAUCUUCAGUUUUUUUCCCUUGGUUUAAUUUUUAAAAAUUGAUACAAGCUCGCAGAGCAAGAGAAUAAAAAUCAUGCAUUGUUGAACCCUUCA